Prunus armeniaca (apricot) is the source of this 2007-nucleotide messenger RNA. The record is from the annotation of a GenBank genome assembly. Lineage: Eukaryota; Viridiplantae; Streptophyta; Magnoliopsida; Rosales; Rosaceae.
AUGUACCCGGAUGAAGAUUCACCCGAGGAAUCUGAUUUUAGUGAUGUAGUUCUCGAGUACAUUAGCCAAAUGCUUAUGGAAGAAGAUAUGGAAGAAAAAACUGAAAUGUAUCAGGAGUCUGCAGCACUUCACGCUGCAGAGCAAUCAUAUUAUGAGCUUCUUCAAGAGAAUUCUUCUUCUCCUCCUUGUGACCUGAUUCAUUAUGCUGAUCACAACCAUGAAAGUCAUCCGUUGCAUUGCAGUUAUAACAGUACUACCUCUGGCAGUACCAGAAGCAUUAGGGAUUGUGAUUUGCUCGAAUAUAAGUCCUUGCAUGUUGCUUCUCAGUCCACUUCUCUACCAUUCAAUGCACCAUCAAAUGAAACUGGUAAUGUUGUAGAUGGGUUUGCGGAUUCCCCGGUGAGCAUUCUUAGAGAUCCUGAAUUUUCUAAUGAGAGUGAGUUGGUUAUGCAAUUUAAAAGAGGCUUUGAAGAAGCGAGUAGGUUUCUUCCAAAUGCUAAUAGUCUGAAUGUUGAUUUUGAAAGUAACACGUUGUCACUUAAAGAGGGCAAGGCAGAGGCUAUAGGUAUGGUAGUUAAGGUAGAUAAGAAGAAUGAGUACUCUUCUGAUGGGUCAAGGGGAAAGAAGAAUCCAUUUCAUGAGGAUGUGAGUUUAGAAGAGGGGAAGAGUAACAAGCUAUCAGCAGUUUACACUGAAUCAACAGUGAGUUCGGAAAUGUUUGACAGGCAUUUGCUAAACUGUGGACAAGGAGAAGCUGCUCUCCGUGAAACUUUGCAGAAUCGGACAAUCAAGAUUGUACAACAGAAUGGUCAAUCAAAGGGGUCAAGUGGUGGAAAAGCCCGCGGAAAGAGGCAGGGAGGUAAAAAGGAUGUGGUGGAUUUGAGAACUCUUCUAACGCAUUGUGCACAAGCUGUUGCAGCUAAUGAUGAGAGGACUGGCGAUGAGUUACUUAAGCAGAUCAGACAACAUUCUUCUCCUAUGGGAGAUGCGAUGCAGAGACUAGCUCACUAUUUUGCUGAUGGUCUUGAGGCACGCAUGGCUGGAUAUGGUACUCCGAUUUACAGAGACCUUAUAACCAAGCCAGCAUCAGCUGCAGAUGUCUUGAAGGCUUACAAUCUUUAUCUUGACGCAUGUCCAUUUAAGAAGCUAUCAAAUUUCUUCUCAAAUAAGACAAUAAUGAAUGUAGCUGAGAAAGCAACAAGGCUCCACAUUAUUGAUUUUGGUAUCCAUUAUGGUUUUCAAUGGCCUAGCCUCAUACAAAAUCUCUCUUCUAGGCCCGGUGGACCUCCAAAGCUUCGGAUUACUGGGAUUGAUCUUCCACAACCAGGUUUCCGACCUGCAGAAAUGGUUGAGGAGACUGGACGGCGCUUAGCAAACUAUGCGGAAACUAAUAAAGUUCCAUUUGAAUUCAAUGCAAUAGCACAAACGUGGGACACCAUUCAAAUUGAGGAUCUCAAAAUUGAUCGUGAUGAGGUGCUUGUUGUAAAUUCUGUACACAGAUUAAGAAGACUACUUGAUGAGACUGUGAUGGUCGAAAGUCCGAAAGAUAUGGUUUUAAAACUGAUCAGGAAGAUCAAUCCAGAUGUCUUCACGCUGGCGAUUGUUAACGGAUCCUACAGUGCACCGUUCUUUCUCACAAGAUUCCGGGAGGCUCUCUUCCACUUUUCUACAAUGUUCGAUAUGCUUGAGACAAAUGCCCCCCAUGAUGCUCCGGAGAGGAUGCUUAUUGAGAGGGAGAUAUUUGGUCGGCAGGCAAUGAAUGUCAUUGCGUGCGAGGGUUCAGAGAGGAUCGAGAGACCAGAGACAUACAAGCAGUGGCAGGUGAGGAAUCUGAGGGCUGGGUUUACGCAACUUCCUUUGAAUCAGGAGAUUGUGAAGAUAGCGAAGGACAGGCUGCAAUCAUGCUACCAUAAAGAUUUUGUAAUUGAUGAAGACAGCCAGUGGCUGCUGCUUGGAUGGAAAGGGCGCAUUGGCUAUGCUCUUUCUUCUUGGAGGGCUGCUUGUUAG